Pisolithus orientalis is the source of this 1293-nucleotide messenger RNA. RefSeq lists its product as uncharacterized. NCBI's taxonomy places the organism in Eukaryota, Fungi, Basidiomycota, Agaricomycetes, Boletales, Pisolithaceae. The transcript is spliced from 7 exons. Bases 1 to 1293 code for a protein of 430 amino acids. The record is from RefSeq and is a predicted model, not a curated record.
AUGACUGCAGAAUUCCAGAUGGAAGUAUGCCAGGUUGAUGUUGACACAGAAUUCUGGGACAAUGACUGGGGAGCUCCAAAGGGGUCAACUUUGGUAAUGGCAGAAUUUUGGUGUUUGCAUCCCUAUUUUGGCCUCAGGGAGUAUACCACUCCCUACACCUCCCAGGGUCUUCAAAUGCUGACUGUCCUCAGUCAGAGAUUCUUGCUUCCUUUGCCAACUACCAUGCAAGCUUACUCCAUCAACAAUAUGUGCCCCAUGUUCAGCAUGAGGGACCAGGUGACCACAGUGCUCACCACAGCUCUAGGGCACAUCUGGGAGCUGAUUGAGGCAGUGCCACAGCCAGAGGAGAGUUUGGAGACUGUCUAUGUGUGGGUGGAGGACUGGGACAAGACAUGGGUGACUAAACCUUCCACAGUAGCCAGCAUUCACUCAUGGUGGAGAUAUGUCAAUGACAAUGGAAUUUCCAUACCAAAGGUUUGUGAUAAGUGCAUGCAUGACUACACCAAGGAAUCUGUGAUGUGCCAAAACCUUCUAGUCCUGGGUGCCAUUGCCAUUGCUGACCUCUGGUGCCCAGUGGAGCAGAGAUGGAUCUACAUUAACAUCUUCGAAGACUACCAGGAGAGGGUAGAGUUGAGGGCACAGCUUGAGGCAGAGAGGUUGACAAGAGAGCCUUCUACAUGCAUGUGCAGACAGGCAGCAAUGGCAAUAGGUGAAGGUCAAGGCUGUGCACCCAGUGACACUGGAGCAGGGGAGUCUUUGAGGGGGACUGGAGGACAAGUGAGGCAACAUACAGAUAGUACAGGCAAGGGGAAGGGUAAGGAAAAGGCCAUGGACAAAGUCAAUGAGCUGGAGAAUGAUGAAGGUGACCACCCACCUAACCCAGACCCAUCAAAAGCUGGUGCUCCAGCACCUUAUGCCAACCUUCCAUGCAGGGAGUGCACAAAGGGCUACCUGGGGAGUUGUGCGAGUGAUGCAGGCAGGCCAAGCAGAAGUGCAGCCAGUCACAUAACACAGUGCAAGAACACUGGUAGUGGAGAGACAGCUGCUGGGCCAUCACACAAACAGACCAAACCAACUGGAUUAUUGGACAAUCCAACUGCACCUGAUGUCAGUGUGCAGGACCUGUCCAAAGUUCCCCCAGUCAAAGAAACUCUGCUGGUCACAAACCUGGGUGAUAUGACUACACAUGAGGCUCUUGCUGAGUGCAUUCAACUUCUGGAGAACAGGGCAGAUGAUGAAGAGUUUGAACUGACCCAGAUCCAUCAGAUGCUGGGCUGUUGGCUAUGCAAGUAG